Messenger RNA from Botrytis cinerea B05.10, 1550 nucleotides. RefSeq lists its product as hypothetical. Bases 169 to 1407 code for a protein of 412 amino acids. NCBI's taxonomy places the organism in Eukaryota, Fungi, Ascomycota, Leotiomycetes, Helotiales, Sclerotiniaceae. The record is from RefSeq and is a predicted model, not a curated record. The transcript is spliced from 2 exons.
GACUACCAACUGAGGUGAGGGGCAAUGGAUUUGAAUGCAACCUCAGAAAUUGUAUAAUUCUACUCAGGAUGCUGAGAAAUCCUCGGCAGAACAAAGUGUCAAUCAGAUUUUGGAGAGAUCAUCAGCAACGUCUCUGUGACGAAAAUCAUAGACAAGGCCAGGGCUAAAAUGGAGCUAGCAAUGAAGAAGAGCUUGAAUAUUCUGGAUGGAGAGAAUAUACCAGGGGCAGCUCACGAUGAGAAUAGUAGAGCCACUGGGUACACAAAUAUCGAGGAAAACACUGGUCUUAGUGAUAUUGAGGGGCCAGGACGGAGAAUAGAACUCGUCAAGAGGAAUGAUUCGGAAUCAGCUGUAAAUGCAAAUACAAGAGAUGAGACAAUUGCUCAAAUAGGGAAAGGAAAGAAACAUCGAAGCGACAGCGGUAUUGGAAUUUCGGAGGACCUCAAAGAAAUCGCAAAUUGCGUUGGUAAAUUAAACCUUUCUGAUUCGUACAACGAAGUCGAGCCGAGAGUGAGAGAGAAGAGCUUUUCUGAUCUUUGGAACGAAUUCCCUCAAUCGACUGAGCCGUGGGUAAUUCCAAAUAUUGACUUUUCCGAACUUGACAACAUUUUCGAAGACUUGAAUAUUUCCAUCGAGAAGAGUCGCAACAUUGACCCGCAGAAUGUCGAUGCUGUGCAUAACUCAAAGUGCCAAAACGCUUUUCGCACAUUGAUGAUGAAAGCGGCUCUAUGGGGAAGUUCUCAUAUCCCCGACAUUUCAAAAGUACCAACAGCAGAUGAAAAAGACGAUAGAGACGAGAAGAAGAGUCUCAAUCCAUCUGCUCAAACUGCCCAGUUGAAGGCACCCAUCUUUCAAACUUUCUUUGACGAACCCCUCUACUUUACAGAUCAUCGGAAGCGUUGCACUUCCUACCGGGAACUAUUCAUCAAGCGAACUUACCUUCUCGCACCUAGUCACAAAUAUAAAACAAUAGCACAUAUAAAUUUCGGUCAUGAUUCUCUUAUAUAUCCACGGAGUGUGAUCAGCGGCUGGGAAGACUGGACCAACAAAGUCAGAAUUCUCUGCCGUAAUAUCGGUCAUCAACUUGCUGUUGAUGAAAGAUUCGACCGUGACACGCCUGGCAGCUUUAACGCAUGCCAUGCCGAGAAGAAACUCGUUGCGUAUUAUUUCGCACAGGCUAUCUCUUAUUUGCCGGCGCUGAUGGAUGAAAAUCAUUUUCUUUUCCGCCCAACGCUUCCAGUGGUAGCUCCGCGUGGAGUCAUUAUUUUAGUCAGCAAACCUAUAUGUUACGACUGUAGAGCAUUCAUCAACGCAGUGAAGGAUCACUACCAAUUGCAUAAUCAUUUCCAUGUGCAAUGGAAGAAUAAGGAUGAAGACGGCAAUCAUUACGAGGGGGAUAGAGUUUGAGGAUCUACAUUUCAAUGCAGUAGAAGUCUGAUCACCGAACCCCGGGUUGUGGCAUUGAACGUCGGGGACGCUGAAUGUGUGCCGAAUACAUACUCUUUUGACAAAUAUGGCGAUUUUGUCUACAAUUGAUGCUUUCAUAUGCA